UUGAAAGGUACGUUAUCCGAGGUAUGCAAGCGAGUCGACAAUGUCGAAGCGCGACUGUCUCAACUUGAAAAUAAAACACCGUCCGUGCCUGAGAGUCACUUAUUGGAAGACAUUGCCAACCUGAAGACGGACCUCAACGAGCGCGAGAAGUCAUGUCUAUUGAACGACAUUGAGAUCUCAGGCAUUACUGAACGGAAUGGGGAGAAUCUGCAGCACGUAGUAGGCCUCAUUGCGCGUAAGAUUGGCAUCACAUUAGAAGAGCGCGACAUUGUUUUGGUAGAACGCGCAGGACCGCGACCACAUUACAAUGAAACCAGCGAACUGUCACGAUCACGCCCUAUAGUAGUACGACUAGCGCGCCGCACGAUGAACUACUGCGGGCGACGCGUGCGCCGUGGGGCUGAUACAUCGGGCUUAGAUAUAGAUAACGAGCCUAAACGGUUUUACAUCAAUGAGCGCCUCACUAGAACAAAUCGUACUCUUUAUUACAAUGCACGAGAGGUGGGCCGCCGCAAUGGAUGGCGUUAUAUAUGGACUCGCAAGGGCCGGAUCUAUGCCCGGCUGAAUAAGGAAACUGCUGCUCAUAGGCUACGAUCACAACAUGACAUCCCGAAAGUUUUUGUAAAAACACAGGUUUGA
Messenger RNA from Danaus chrysippus (African queen), 639 nucleotides. The record is from the annotation of a GenBank genome assembly. Lineage: Eukaryota; Metazoa; Arthropoda; Insecta; Lepidoptera; Nymphalidae.